GCUUAAACCUAAAAAAGAGAUUCAACUCGCUCUUUUCACUUUUCUAUUUUCUAUUCCUUUAAUUAACUUAAAUGACUCCUGAAGAACAAGUUGAACGUCUCAAGCAAUUCCGUGUUGAGCUUGGUGCUAUUGAGCACUCUGUAUCUGACGAUUAUCUUGAACAAUUCUUGAUUGCUCGUAGCUGGAACAUUGCAGGUGCAAAGGAUCAACUGUUAAAAACAUUUGAAUGGCGUAAAUCAAAUGAUGUUGAUCAUCACCCAGUUGCCACACUUGAAAACAAGUUGCCUGUUUUAUAUGCUGUUCGUGGUUAUCAAAGUAUUCCCGACAGUAAUUUAGAAGCACUUCCCGGUGUAUCCGAAUCCGUAUUGAGAAUUAACAAGUAUAUGGGUGGUGCCUGUCUUCAUAAGACAGAUAGAGAAGGAUGUCCUAUUUAUAUUGAAAGAUUGGGUUACCAUAAGGCAAAGGAUAUCGCUAAACAUGCUACAGUGGAAGAAGUGCAAGGUUAUCAUGUAGGUUGUAAUGAAUUUUUACAUCGUGUGGUGAUGAAGGACUGCUCCAAAGCGGCCGGGCGUCAUAUUAAUCGCGAAACUGUGAUUUUUGAUUGUACCAACAUGGGUUGGAGUCAAUUGCAUAUGCCUGCCUUGCACUUUAUCCGUGCAAUUGCAGAUUGUGAUCAAAAAUACUAUCCUGAGACACUUAACAAAUUUUUCUUGGUCAAUGCACCUGGUGCGUUUGUAUAUGUUUGGAAAAUUGUCAAGGCUUGGUUAGAUCCUGGAACCAUUGCCAAGAUUCAAAUUAUUGGGGCUGACUUUAAAGAGCCUUUAUUAAAGCAAAUUGCACCCGAGAAUUUACCUGCUUUCUUGGGAGGUGAAUGUACCUGUGAGCACAUGGAUGGUGGAUGCGUGCCAUCUCAAGUUUUGAAAAACGCUAAACCUUUGGAGCCCCAGGCUCAUAAUGAAAAUGUACCCACUGCAUACAACACAGAAAUUAUGAAGAACGCAAAGACUUCAGACGUGGUUCGCGGACCCACCUUUUACUAGACAUAGACUAUCCCAUCCAUCAUUUCUCUCUCAUGUAUAAAAUUACAAAAUAAACAAUGGAAACAAGCACAAACACAUACAGUUUUUUUUUUAUCAUCCGCG
Molecule: messenger RNA, 1142 nt
Organism: Mucor mucedo
Lineage: Eukaryota; Fungi; Mucoromycota; Mucoromycetes; Mucorales; Mucoraceae
Product: CRAL-TRIO domain-containing protein
Exons: 7
Coding region: 72-1040 (322 amino acids)
Source: RefSeq, a predicted model, not a curated record